This is a messenger RNA of Diplodia corticola, 969 nucleotides long. RefSeq lists its product as uncharacterized. Bases 1 to 969 code for a protein of 322 amino acids. NCBI's taxonomy places the organism in Eukaryota, Fungi, Ascomycota, Dothideomycetes, Botryosphaeriales, Botryosphaeriaceae. The record is from RefSeq and is a predicted model, not a curated record. The transcript has 3 exons.
AUGGCCGACAACAUUUCGCCCACUAGCUGCAGCACUCGCAGGACUUCGCUUGCUACCAUAGACCUCGAGAAGGACAGAGUCCAGACGCCGGAUUUCGGCGGAGCCGUUACACCCGCUUCACUUGAAGCUCAAUGUGCAGAGCCGUUCGACUCGGACGUGGAGCUCCUCACUCUCCCUCCUAUGAAGCGUUGGCAAGCCUACCUCAACCAACAGAUCGCGGUCGAUACUCUUCUCGAGCUUGAGCUCUACAUGUUGAGUUUCGCCACCGGUAUCCAGGAUGCCAUGACUUUCGCUUUCUACGGCGUCUUCUGUUCCAAGCAAACCGGAAACCUUGUCACCAUUGCCCUUUCUGCCUUGGACUCCGAGGCUGUGGUGCAGACCGAGACGCACAUUGCCGUGUCUUUCGUUUCCUUCCUUGCCGGCGCUUCGCUUUUUGGGCACUUCAACAACUUCAUCGGAAGGAAACGUCGCGGGUGGUUGAUCUUUGUCAACGCUUUCCAGACGCUCAUGGUCAUUGCAGCUUGUGUCAUCAGAAAGCACUCGGUAGAUAACUUUGGCGUCCUUGGAGAGGGCGGACCUGACCGAUUUGCUGCCGCCGCCAUCGCUCUGCUUGCCUUUGCAUCUGGUGGUCAAAUCUCGCUCGCACUAUCAGUCGGCAUGGCUGAAGUGAACACCACAAUGGUCACCGGCGCUUUGGUCAUGCUCGCUCAUGACCAAAAGAUCCUCCACAAGCACAAUCCGGGCCGCAACCGCAAGCUGUUCUUCAUCGGCAGCAUCCUUGGUGGAUCGUUCCUCGGUGCCAUUGCGAAUCGCUAUGCACACUCGGCUCUCUCGCUGCUUCUUGUCGCUAUUUGUAAAGUCGUCGUCACUUUCAUGUUCCUAUGCAACCGUGGCGUCAAGAAGAAGCCCGGAUCAUCCGAAACCGCCGAGAGCUCCGUGGGCCUGACCCAGAUUAUCUGGGGUGAUUGA